AUGAUUUCCGCCGCACCGAACGCGCUGGGAAACGGCCGCCAUCGCCGUCAAAUUUCCACACCAGCAGCUCCAUUCGAGGUCGCCGCCCCGGCAAUUAUGUCCAAUAUGCAACCUCGUCGCUCACAUCGUCGGGGCCAAACGGUAGACUUCAGCUCUUUCAGCCCACAUGUCGCCAUGGACCGACAGCAUAUGCCGAAGACGGUUUCGCAGCUACGAGAUUAUUUUAACGAAAAAUCAGGUUACCCAUCUCAACAGAGGAACGUACAUCAGUAUCAAUCUUAUGCCCCACAGCCAGAGCAGUCAUAUAUGCCCUCGGGUAUGCCUGUGCAGCAAUCCUAUCAAUACCAGCCCUCGCUCGGCUCUGAUUGCCAGGCCUUCAACCAAGAACAACUGCAAGCGAUCCACGCUAGCACUGGCAGCCCUUCACCAUCUUCGAUCGGUGCUCCGGCUCUGUCCCGGUCAGCCAGCGAGUGCUCUGAAAACACACCAUUGAAGCUCGCUCUGCACCGUAUGCAGCAAGAACAAUUCUCGAACCAGCAAAACCAACAGUUCAUUGACAAUGCCGAUUGGGAAUUGUUCCCCCAGCGCAACAUGCCAAUGGCCCAGAACGAACAGAUGACGGCUUAUGCAGGAUCGAUGCAUCCAGUCUCUGUUCAACCAAAGGCUCCUUCUGCAAGGAUUCUCUCGCAAAUGUCUACUGAUUACGCUUCACCUCUCACCCCAGAUUCUACCCCUUUGAAAAGAUCCAUUGAUUAUUCCAUGUAUAGCAAUGACCCGACACCUACCAAGUCCCAAAGCUUUUCCUUUCCCCAUGUGCCUGCUUCCUGUGAGAUGCAGAAAACCCAGUCCCUUCAAGGAGUCCCUCGUGUCACCCCCAUGCAAGUCAAGCACCAAAUACCCUCGCCCGCCAAUUCCCCUACCGGGUCCUCGUUCACCGAAGUUGCUGAUAUGCCAUCGCCUAGCUCUUAUGGAGUGACCCCGCAAAAGCCCAUGAUCUCAGCACCAUCGUCCACUACCAAAACCAAGAAAGAGUCUCUCUCCCCCGCAUCAUCUGUUAUUCAGCCGGCUGCUUAUGAUGGAGAUCUUGAUGCCAGAGUCAAGGCCUCUGUCCAACAGACUGGUGUGUCAACUGAUGAGAUCGCCAAGUACAUUUCAGGACCUGAUCCCAAGGACGGCAAAUGGGUAUGUCUUUUCACGGACUGCCUUUGCCGCUUUGGCCGGAAGGAGAACAUUAAGUCUCACGUACAAACACACCUUGGAGACCGUCAGUUCAAGUGCGACAUCUGUGAGAAACAUUUCGUCCGCGGACAUGAUCUCAAACGUCACCUCAAGACACACAGCGGCAAUAAGCCUUUCGCAUGUGCUUGUGGUGCCAGCUUCGCCAGACAGGAUGCUCUCACACGUCACCGCCAGCGUGAUAUGUGCGUUGGCGGCUUUACCGGAGUGGUUCCCAAGACCACCAAGCGUGGUCGCCCUCCCAAGAGAAAGAACAACCGUCCUGAUGUCGAUGCUCGCCAGAUUAAGUCCACUCGUACUCGUCAACGGGUCGCCGAAAAGGCCGCCUCGCUACCCUCAAUCCAGACUCACCGUACUCUCCAAGAGGCUCCUGUGUUCAACUCGCCAAACUAUGCACCAUCAGGUGCCGUCUCGUCAUUCACGCCGCCUACCUCCCCUGGCAACAGAUACAACGAUCUUUCCUCACCAUCUGGAACGUACAACUCUCUCGACGCCAAGCUCGAGGAUGACAUGCUGCCACUAUCACCUCCUCAGUUGGCUCAUGCCAGAUAUGAGCAGGCCAUGGCACACUACGGAUCAAAUCUGACUUCUGAGCCGUACUCGCAGGAAUCUAUCUACAGUGGAUCUGCUCUUUCCCCUCGGGAGAUGUCUUCUCCCCACACGGCGCCCACCCUGAUAGAAUCCUCCAUUGGUUCAGAUAUCGAUAUUUUCAUGACGCAAGACCCAUCUGAGGACCUACAGAAGGAGUUUGGACAUCUUACCAACUCAGGUCUGCCGGGUUUCCCAACCUAUCAGUUCAUGGACAGCAGCGACUUUGUCACAUCAUCUUUCUACCCCGAGAAGCACUUCUCUGGUCUACCCACCCUGGACGAUGAGCUGGCAGACCCCAUUGACUGCUUGUCCAAUGAAUUCCUCGUCGACCCUUGA
This is a messenger RNA of Penicillium arizonense, 2163 nucleotides long. It is a transcript of the gene ace2, whose product is annotated as putative C2H2 transcription factor (Swi5). The coding region runs from base 1 to 2163 and encodes 720 amino acids. The transcript is spliced from 2 exons. Gene Ontology annotation, biological process: regulation of transcription by RNA polymerase II. Gene Ontology annotation, cellular component: nucleus. NCBI's taxonomy places the organism in Eukaryota, Fungi, Ascomycota, Eurotiomycetes, Eurotiales, Aspergillaceae. The record is from RefSeq and is a predicted model, not a curated record. Gene Ontology annotation, molecular function: RNA polymerase II cis-regulatory region sequence-specific DNA binding; DNA-binding transcription factor activity, RNA polymerase II-specific.